Messenger RNA from Rotaria sp. Silwood1, 416 nucleotides. NCBI's taxonomy places the organism in Eukaryota, Metazoa, Rotifera, Eurotatoria, Philodinida, Philodinidae. The record is from the annotation of a GenBank genome assembly.
AUGUCAUCAUCUUCUAAAAGAGAACUUGAUUGCAAUGGUAAUGCUUGUUCUACGUGUGGUCAUUGUCGUGACUGGAAGCACAAUGGUCGUAAUUGGUAUCGUACUCCAGAUGCCAGUUGUGAUGAUUAUCGUUAUUGGCAUUAUGUAAUUUAUCGUCAUUCUCCUGCUUUUCAACGUGGUAUUGGUGAUCGUCUUAUUUCUCAUUAUUUUCAUCGUGGUCCUGGUGGUGGUGUUGCUAUUUUUGACAGCCCGACUCAUGUUGGCUAUCAUAAUUUAUGUGAGUGCAGAAAGUGACCGUGGGUGUGGGGUGCAGGGUGUGGGUGUGGAUACAGGCGAAGCAAAGACAGCCCACGCACACGUACACGUGCGGGUGUGGGUGUGGGUGUGGGUGUGGGUGUGGGUGUGGGGUGUGGGUG